UGUUGUUAGAUGGGUAUGGUGUGGAAAUAUUCAGGGCGUUAACUGGUACUUUUCCUUCUCAUCGUUUCGUGCCAGCUAUUUAUUUCCUGUCCUCAUCGUGAAGUUGCAUUGCAUCUCGAAGGUCCUUGAAACACGACGUCCGGGCCAACUCUUAACGUUAACGCAGAACAAAAUGGGAGAUCCUUGGCAAGAAUCGAUGGACCAUGCCAUUGUUGUGGCCAGGAAAGCAGGAGCAGUUAUCCGUGAUGCACUUCAGAAUGAGGUUAAGAUCAUGACAAAGAGCUCCUCUGUUGACCUGGUCACCAAAACUGAUCAAAGAGUGGAGAGGAUCAUAAUUGACUCUGUCAAAGAAAAAUUUCCCAAGCAUAGCUUCAUUGGAGAGGAGUCAGUAGCAGCAGGAGAACCCUGCAUUCUAACGGACAACCCCACAUGGAUCGUAGACCCCGUGGAUGGAACGACAAACUUUGUACAUGGGUUUCCCUUUGUAGCUGUGUCAAUUGGCUUCGCUGUCAACAAAGAGCUUGAGUUUGGAGUGGUGUACAGCUGUCUGGAAGAUAAGAUGUACUCCGCGAGAAAAGGCAAAGGGGCCUUCUGUGACGGAGAGAAGCUGCAGGUAUCGGACCAAACAGAUAUGAGAAAAACUAUGAUCAUCAGUGAGCUGGGGUCAAACAGGGAGCCAGAGAAGGUCAGCAAGAUCUUUUCCACCAUGCAAAGGAUCCUCUGCAUCCCAGUGCACGGGAUUCGAGGUUCGGGCACUGCUGCCACCAAUAUGUGUAUGGUGGCAUCGGGGGCGGUUGAGGCCUUCUUUGAGAUUGGGAUCCACUGCUGGGACAUCGCCGCUGGGGCAGUGAUCGUCACAGAGGCUGGGGGCGUCCUGAUGGAUGUGGAUGGAGGACCGUUUGACUUGAUGUCAAGAAGGAUGGUUUCGGCAAAUAAUAAAACAAUUGCUGAUAGGAUCGUCAAAGAGAUAGAGAUCUUUCCUGCAGAGAGGGAUGAUGUCCCCAAAAAGAAGUGAGGACUUCAUGCCAUGUCACCAGUGCCGCCUCUAUGGACCGUCACCCCUACGACUGGAGUGUUGAAGCCCUGUUAAGUUUUACAUUUGGGUCAGAAUUGAAGUAGUUCCUCCGCAUUUCACCGCAGACCACUGUCAAAUGCCUUUUUUUCACUGUAUGCCAAAAACGUUUUCACUGUAUGCCAAAACAGCAUUUCACUGGGCAUUAGUUUGUUUCGCUAAUUUAAUUAGAACACCUGUGAGGUUCAUAUGAUGUCAGUAAAAAUUUUGUUUUUCUAAAAAUAAAUAAAGAGUUUCUUAUGUU
Messenger RNA from Clupea harengus (Atlantic herring), 1316 nucleotides. RefSeq names its product inositol monophosphatase 1-like. NCBI's taxonomy places the organism in Eukaryota, Metazoa, Chordata, Actinopteri, Clupeiformes, Clupeidae. Gene Ontology annotation, biological process: inositol metabolic process; phosphatidylinositol phosphate biosynthetic process; signal transduction. Gene Ontology annotation, molecular function: inositol monophosphate 1-phosphatase activity. The record is from RefSeq and is a predicted model, not a curated record.